Messenger RNA from Myotis brandtii (Brandt's bat), 7623 nucleotides. Its product is annotated as receptor-type tyrosine-protein phosphatase zeta. Gene Ontology annotation, molecular function: protein tyrosine phosphatase activity. The annotation marks the transcript as partial. Lineage: Eukaryota; Metazoa; Chordata; Mammalia; Chiroptera; Vespertilionidae. Gene Ontology annotation, biological process: peptidyl-tyrosine dephosphorylation. The transcript has 20 exons. The record is from RefSeq and is a predicted model, not a curated record.
GAGGAAGAAGAGGAAGAAGACACGCCUGUGAAUCCUGGUAGAGACAGUGCCACAAACCAAAUAAGGAGAAAGGAACCCCAGAGUUCUACCACAACAAACUACCAUCGCAUAGGGACUAAAUUCAACGAGGCCAAGACUAACCGGUCCCCAGCACGAGGAGGGGACUUCUCUGGAAAGGGUGAUAUUCCCAACACGUCUCUAGAUCCCACUUCCCGACCAGUCACUGCAUUAGCCCCAGAAAAAGAUGUUUCUUUGACAUCACGGACUGUGACCAAACCUCCACUUCUCACUCUGGAAGGCACUUCAGCCUCUAAAACUGUUCUCAGAUUUCCACAGAGGAACGUGUCUUGGACUGUGGAAUCUCUAAGCACAGCUUCUGUAAUGGAAUCUCAAGAGGUAUCUACUGAUCUCAGUGACGAAGAGAGUUUACUCACCAGUGUCAAGCUCGACCCGGGAGCCGAUGAUUCUUCAGGCUCCAGUCCCACCACUGCUGCUGUGCCAUUCACCUCCGAGAACAUAGCCCACGGGUAUGAAUUUUCUUCAGAAAACCCAGAGGCCAUCACCUAUGAUGUCCUUAUCCCAGCACCCACGAGAAAUGUUUCCGAAGAGUCAGCAUCAUCGGGUUCAGAAGAAUCCCUCAAAGACCCUUCCGGGGAGGGAAGUGUGUGGUUUCCUGGCCCCACAGACGGGAGGACACAGCCCGAUGUUGGAUCAGGUGGCGAGGGACUUCUCCCGACUCAUCCCACCGAGAGACAUGUGGACGCAUCUGAGAAGACAGCCGAGUCCUCUUCUCCAGGCCCAUGGGUGCCCCAGGGCCCCUCGGUCACAGAUAUGGAAAUGCCACCUUCUUCUUCCUUUGCCUUCUUCCCCACCGAGGUAACACCUCGCGCUUUUACUCCGUCCUCUGGGAAACGGGACUUGGUGCCCACUGUCAACGUGGUCUAUUCGCAGACCACGCAGCCCGUGUACAAUGGUGAGACACCUCUUCAGCCUCCCUCCAGUAGUGGCGCCUUUCCUCUAGUCACCCCUGUGUUGCUUGGCCAUCCGGUCCUCGACACUCCCCCUGCCGCUUCGAGUAGUGAUCCGGCCUUGCAUGCGACGCCUGUGUCUCCCAGUGUCCCUGUGUCAUUUGACUCCAUCCUGUCUUCCUCUGCAGUUCCUCAUGUUGUGGAGGAAGAAGAGGAAGAAGACACGCCUGUGAAUCCUGGUAGAGACAGUGCCACAAACCAAAUAAGGAGAAAGGAACCCCAGAGUUCUACCACAACAAACUACCAUCGCAUAGGGACUAAAUUCAACGAGGCCAAGACUAACCGGUCCCCAGCACGAGGAGGGGACUUCUCUGGAAAGGGUGAUAUUCCCAACACGUCUCUAGAUCCCACUUCCCGACCAGUCACUGCAUUAGCCCCAGAAAAAGAUGUUUCUUUGACAUCACGGACUGUGACCAAACCUCCACUUCUCACUCUGGAAGGCACUUCAGCCUCUAAAACUGUUCUCAGAUUUCCACAGAGGAACGUGUCUUGGACUGUGGAAUCUCUAAGCACAGCUUCUGUAAUGGAAUCUCAAGAGGUAUCUACUGAUCUCAGUGACGAAGAGAGUUUACUCACCAGUGUCAAGCUCGACCCGGGAGCCGAUGAUUCUUCAGGCUCCAGUCCCACCACUGCUGCUGUGCCAUUCACCUCCGAGAACAUAGCCCACGGGUAUGAAUUUUCUUCAGAAAACCCAGAGGCCAUCACCUAUGAUGUCCUUAUCCCAGCACCCACGAGAAAUGUUUCCGAAGAGUCAGCAUCAUCGGGUUCAGAAGAAUCCCUCAAAGACCCUUCCGGGGAGGGAAGUGUGUGGUUUCCUGGCCCCACAGACGGGAGGACACAGCCCGAUGUUGGAUCAGGUGGCGAGGGCCUUCUCCCGACUCAUCCCACCGAGAGACAUGUGGACGCAUCUGAGAAGACAGCCGAGUCCUCUUCUCCAGGCCCAUGGGUGCCCCAGGGCCCCUCGGUCACAGAUAUGGAAAUGCCACCUUCUUCUUCCUUUGCCUUCUUCCCCACCGAGGUAACACCUCGCGCUUUUACUCCGUCCUCUGGGAAACGGGACUUGGUGCCCACUGUCAACGUGGUCUAUUCGCAGACCACGCAGCCCGUGUACAAUGGUGAGACACCUCUUCAGCCUCCCUCCAGUAGUGGCGCCUUUCCUCUAGUCACCCCUGUGUUGCUUGGCCAUCCGGUCCUCGACACUCCCCCUGCCGCUUCGAGUAGUGAUCCGGCCUUGCAUGCGACGCCUGUGUCUCCCAGUGUCCCUGUGUCAUUUGACUCCAUCCUGUCUUCCUCUGAUGGUGCACCUUUGCUUCCAUUUUCCUCUGCUUCCUUCAGUAGUGAAUGGUUUCGCCAUCUGUACACGGCUUCUCAGAUCCUCCCACCAGUGACCUCCGCUGGGGAGCGUGCCCAGGGGUCCCUGCAUGCUUCUCUGCCAGUGGCCGGGGGCGAUGUCCUGUUAGCGCCCAGCCUGGCCCAGUCCUCUCCUGUGAUGGCACAUCAGGCCACGCCUCAUGCUGCUUCAGAGACGUUGGAAUUCGGUGGUAGUGACGCUGGUGUCCUUCAUAAAACGCGCCUGUCUCCUCCAGCUGAGCCAGCCAGCGGUGAUGUCACCAUGCAUGCACGUUCUUCGGGGCCCGAACCUUCCUCGGCCUUGUCUCAUGACGAGGCCUCCCGACACCUCUUCACUGUUUCUUAUGGUUCUGCAGUCCCUGUGCAUGAUUCUGUCGGUGUGUCUUCUCGGGGUUCCUUCCUUAGCGGUCCUAGCCACACACCCAUGCAGCAGCCCUCGUUAAUACCCCCCACCGCCCCGUGGCUGCAGCCCACUCACGGCCUCUCUGGUGAUGGGGAGUGGUCUGGAGCCUCCUCUGAUAGUGAGUGGCUUUCCCCUGACCCAGAUGGUCUGACAGCCCUUAACAUUUCUCCGCCUGUUUCUGUCGCUGAAUUUACAUAUACGGUAUCUGUGCUUGGUGAUGAUGGUGAUAAGCCGCUCUCUCAAAGGGAUGUAGGAGAUGGAAAUCAGACUGAACUGCACAUGUCUCCUUUCACUGAGAUGGGUUCCCGUCCUGAAGGCACAGUCACGCCCGGCCUGUACAGUAAUGUAAAUAAGUUGAAUGCAUCUUUACAAGAGUCCCCUGUUUCCAUUUCUAACACAAAGGGCAUACCUCCAGGCUCUCUUGCUUAUACUACCACUAAGGUUUUUGAUCAUGAGAUUAGUCAACCUCCAGAAAAUAACUUUUCAGUUCAACCUACACAUGCCGUAUCUCAAGCAGCCGGCGAUCCUUCUCUUACACCUGUGCUUAGCGCAGACUCAGAGCCAGCGCCCUCUGACCCCGCUUCUAGCGAAACGUUUUCUCCUUCGACUCAACUCUUAUUUUACGAGGCCUCCGCUUCUUUUAACCCCGAAGUAUCGCUGCAACCUUCCUUUCAGGCUUCUGAUGUUGACACGUUGCUUAAAACUGCUCUUUCGGCUGUGCCUAGAGAUCCAAUAUUGGCUGCAUCCCCCAGGGUUGAGCACAUUAUUCCUACAAUAUUGCAUCCCAUGGCAUCCAGUUCUGCUUCAAGUGAAAGCAUGCUACACUCCACAUCUGUGCCAGUUUUUGGUGUAUCACCUGCUUCUAAUAUGCCUGCUGCCUCACUUCAAAGUGUAACCAUUUCUUAUGCAAGUAAGAAAGAUGUUGAACCAGUCUUGCUUAAAAGCGAAAGUUCCCAGCAAGUGGUACCUUCAUUGUUUAGUAAUGAUAGGUUCUUCCAAACUGCCCGUUUGGAGCUUAACCAUGCCUUUCCCCCGAAAGGAAGGCAGGCAUUUGCUACUCCUGUUUUAUCGAUGGAUGUACCUCCCAAUACACUUUUAAAUGAGUUUGUAUAUCCUGAUGAAGCCUUCACCUCCACCAAGGGUUCCAUUACUGAGGAGGUAUUGGCUGGUAUUCCAGCAGUAGUUUCUGAUACACUUUUAACUGCUGAUCAUUCUGUCCCUCUCGGGAAUGCGUAUGUUUCUAUUCCAGCCGCUUUUCCCAACAAAGAUGGUUCUGUUGCCACAACCAAGUUGCUGUUUCCUUCUAAAACAAUUUCCGAGCUGACUCACAGUGCCAGAUCUGAUGCUGAGUUAGUGGGUGGUGGUGGUGAUGAUGAUGAUGAUGAUGAUGACGACGACAGAGAGAGAGAUGGCUUAGCUGUAAAUAAGUGUAUGUCCUGCUCCUUCUAUAGAGAAUCCCAGGAAAAGGUGAUGAAUGGUUCAGACCCCAAGGAAAACAGUCUUGUGGAUCAGAAUAACCCAAUACCAUACUCCCUGUCUGAGAAGUCUGGAGAAGAAAGUAAAGUCACAGUUGUGACCUCAGAAAGUCAGACUUAUAUGGACAGAAGUCCUAAUAAAUCACCAUCAACAAAUGUGCUCUCCCAAAAGCACGGUGAUGGGAAACAGGACAGUGACUUUCAGACUGCCAAUGCCCUGCUUCCUUUCCCCCCGGCGUCUACAGCAUGGGCAGUUCUUACAGGGGACGAAGAGAGCGGAUCAGGGCAAAGUGUCUCAGGUAGUCUUAAUGAGAACGAGACCGCCACAGCGUUCAGUUUUCCAGAUGUUAAUGAAAGCGCUGUGGCUGGGGUCCUGGAAGCAGGUGACUCAGAAAUAACUCCUGGAUCCCCACAGACCUCAGCACUGACUGUUGCUAGCGGGCACUCAGAAGUGGUCAGCAUUUCAGAGGCAGAGGCCAGUAAUAGUAGCCAUGAGUCUCGUAUUGGUCUAGCCGAGGGGUUGGAAUCCGAAAAGAAGGCAGUUAUACCCCUUGUGAUCGUGUCAGCCCUGACUUUUAUCUGUCUAGUGGUUCUUGUGGGUAUUCUCAUCUAUUGGAGGAAAUGUUUCCAGACUGCACACUUUUACUUGGAGGACAGUACUUCCCCCAGAGUAAUAUCCACACCUCCAACACCUGUCUUUCCAGUUUCAGAUGAUGUUGGAGCAAUUCCAAUAAAGCACUUUCCAAAGCAUGUUGCAGACUUACAUGCAAGUAGUGGGUUUACUGAAGAAUUCGAGACACUGAAAGAGUUUUACCAGGAAGUGCAGAGCUGUACUGUUGACUUAGGUAUCACAGCAGACAGCUCCAAUCACCCAGACAACAAGCACAAGAACCGCUACGUAAAUAUCGUUGCCUAUGACCAUAGUAGGGUUAAGCUGGCACAACUUGCUGAAAAAGACGGCAAACUGACUGAUUACAUCAAUGCCAAUUAUGUUGAUGGUUACACCAGACCAAAAGCUUACAUUGCUGCCCUUUCACAGGGUCUCAGACCUUCACAGAUUUCAGGCACUGCUCUUACGUGGUUUAUUGGAUAUGGAAAAGCAUCUUUACUUUCUCUUUUGCAGAGAAAAUGUGACCAGUACUGGCCUGCGGAUGGUAGUGAAGAGUAUGGGAACUUUCUGGUCACUCAGAAGAGUGUUCAAAUGCUUGCCUAUUAUACUGUGAGAAAUUUUACCCUGAGAAACACAAAGAUAAAAAAGGGCUCCCAGAAAGGAAGGCCCAGUGGGCGCGUGGUCACGCAGUACCACUACACGCAGUGGCCCGACAUGGGAGUGCCAGAGUACUCGCUGCCCGUGCUGACCUUCGUGAGAAAGGCAUCCCAGGCCAAGCGCUACGCGGUGGGGCCUGUGGUUGUCCACUGCAGUGCUGGAGUUGGGAGAACAGGCACAUAUAUUGUGCUGGACAGUAUGUUGCAGCAAAUUCAACAUGAAGGCACAGUCAACAUAUUCGGCUUCUUAAAACACAUCCGUUCACAAAGAAACUAUUUGGUGCAAACUGAGGAACAGUACGUCUUCAUUCACGACGCGCUGGUGGAGGCCAUACUGAGCAAAGAGACUGAGGUGCCAGAGAGUCAUAUUCAUGCCUAUGUCAACGCGCUCCUCAUUCCCGGGCCGACGGGCAAAACAAAGCUGGAGAAACAAUUCAAGCUCCUGAGUCAGUCAAAUAUACAGCAGAGUGACUAUUCUACAGCCCUAAAGCAAUGCAACAGGGAAAAGAACAGAACUUCUUCCAUUAUUCCUGUGGAAAGAUCACGGGUUGGCAUUUCGUCCCUGAGCGGGGAAGGCACAGACUACAUCAACGCCUCCUAUAUCAUGGGUUAUUACCAGAGCAACGAAUUUAUCAUCACUCAGCAUCCCCUUCUCCACACCAUCAAAGAUUUCUGGAGGAUGAUAUGGGACCAUAACGCCCAGCUGGUGGUUAUGCUUCCUGAUGGUCAAAACAUGGCAGAAGAUGAAUUUGUUUAUUGGCCAAAUAAAGAUGAGCCUAUAAAUUGUGAAAGCUUUAAGGUCACUCUUAUGGCUGAAGAACACAAAUGUCUGUCUAAUGAAGAAAAACUUUUAAUUCAAGAUUUUAUCUUAGAAGCUACACAGGAUGAUUAUGUACUGGAAGUGAGGCAUUUUCAGUGUCCCAAGUGGCCAAAUCCAGAUAGCCCCAUUAGUAAAACUUUUGAACUUCUAAGUCUUAUCAAAGAAGAAGCUGCCAGCAGGGAUGGGCCCAUGAUUGUCCACGAUGAGCACGGAGGAGUGACAGCAGGAACUUUCUGUGCUCUGGCAACCCUUAUGCACCAACUAGAAAAAGAAAAUUCCGUGGAUGUCUACCAAGUAGCCAAGAUGAUUAAUCUGAUGAGGCCAGGAGUCUUUGCUGACAUCGAGCAGUAUCAGUUUCUCUACAAAGCAGUCCUCAGCCUUGUGAGCACGAGGCAGGAAGAGAAUCCAUCCACCUCUCUGGACAGUAACGGCGCAGCCUUGCCCGAUGGAAAUAUAGCCGAGAGCUUAGAGUCUUUAGUUUAGCACAGAGAGGGGUGACGAAACUCCCUAUCUCAAAUUAAACUGGAAAAUCCAUUUUUCUGUUCCCUGUUUUCUUUCCCAUCACCUGACAGUAACUUUCAUGACAUAGGAUUCUGCUGCCAAAUUUAUAUUAUUAACAAUGUGUGCCUUUUUGCAGAACUUCUUGUAAUUCACUUAUUGUGCUUAAACUAAAAUGAUUGAAUUUUACAGUAUUUCUAAGAAUGGAAUUAGGGUGUUUUUUGUAUUGAUUUUAACAGAAAUUUUCAAUUUAUAGAUAUUAGGAAUUCCAAACUACAGAAAACAUGUUGUUUUAGUGUCAAAUUUUUAGCUGUAUUUGUAGCAAGCAACAGGUUUGCUGGAAAUAUAACUUUUAAUACAGUAGACUGUAAAUAAAAUGCUCUGCUCCUUAUGAUAUUCAACAUUUUACAACUGCAGUAUUCACCUAAAGUACAAAAUAAUCUUCUACUUACUGUAAAUACUGCUCUAGUGUCUCCAUGGACCAAAUUUAUAUUUAUAAUCGUAGAUUUUUAUAUUUUAAUACUGAGUCGGUUUUCUAGUUCUGUGUCAUUGCUUAGUUUAAUGAUAUAGUUCCUUGUCUGGUCUUGCUUUAUGAGUCUCCUGAUAUUGUUCCAUGUUAUCUCAGUGGUUAACUCUGUUUUAGCAUGUAAUUUUAACUUUUAUGGAAAAUAGAAAUACAUUUGUUUUGAAAGAAUAUGUUUUUAUGAAAAUAACACCUUACCCAACAUUGUUCAAAUGGUUUAUUGAAGGGAUUGCAAAAAUAAAUAUAAGUAUUGCCAUCAA